CGAGCGGUGUAUUCCAGUGUGACCGGUGGAUCCCUACAGUCGUUUAGUGCGGUGCCUCGCUUUGUGUUCCUGUUAGAAUUUUUUGAACGCUUUAAAACACAUCUCCUUCUUCAACAAUGGCAGCCUGGGUUGGAAAGAAGUACAAGAUGGAGAAGUCCGAAGGAUUCGAUGAUUACAUGAAGGCUCUCGGUGUCGGCAUGGUGCUCCGCAAGCUCGGCAACAGCAUCUCGCCAACGGUCGAACUGGUCAAGGAGGGCGAUGAGUACACCUUCAACACCACCUCGACCUUCAAGAACACCACCAUCAAGUUCAAGCUCGGCGAGGAGUUCGAGGAGGAAACCGUCGAUGGCCGCAAGGUCAAGUCGGUGUGCACCCUGGAGGGCGACAACAAGCUCGUGCACGAACAGAAGGGCGAGAAGCCAACCACCAUCAUCCGUGAGUUCACCGCUACCGACCUGACUGCCACCAUGACCGCUGGAAAUGCCAAGUGCGUCCGAUACUACAAGGCCGUAUAAGGUGGUGGUGCUACGCCCCCCGACACCGACGCUUAUCAGAUCGCCCAUCCGGCGCGCCCGUUUGCCUUCUACCCCAAACAUCACAAGAAAACCAACAUCGGACCCCCACCCUAGUCACGGGCAACCGAACUGUCCGCACCCAGACAAAAAAAACCGUGUAACUCUCGUAAUAUCGUAAUCGAUUAGCUCGAUUAGGAAAAUACGACAUCCCUACCGUAGACAGCUUCGCGUUGCCUUUUGCUUGACUGUACAACAUCAGACCAUCAGACCAGACUGACGGGGGCUGCGGAAGAAUGUCACCCGACAGACGACGCAACACACAAAUCAAACGGACGCACGUUUUUUUCUUCAUUAUUCCAUUCCUAGUACGUGAAGUGAACAAAUAUAUCUAACUUUGUUUUUUUUUUGGCUGUUUGUUUAAACUUUUUUUUUUCUACUGAAGAACCAUUGUUGAACCGAAGCGGAAUAUCUAUUUUCGGAUAUUAUUUUUAGCGUUUAGUAGUGCAUGGAGCAUUUUGUAUGAACGAUGAAUAAAGAACAGGAAAGUACAUAUUUUGCAAGUGUAUAAAGGAAA
Molecule: messenger RNA, 1089 nt
Organism: Aedes albopictus (Asian tiger mosquito)
Lineage: Eukaryota; Metazoa; Arthropoda; Insecta; Diptera; Culicidae
Gene: fabp
Product: probable fatty acid-binding protein
Exons: 2
Coding region: 117-515 (132 amino acids)
Biological process (GO): fatty acid transport
Cellular component (GO): cytosol; nucleus
Molecular function (GO): fatty acid binding
Source: RefSeq, a predicted model, not a curated record